ACAGCGCAUGCGCACAUCGCAGUUUGUCUGCGUGUCAUGUUGAUGAAUGCUGAAACUGGGUAGUCAACAUGUCCACCGCUGCUGCUCAACGGAACAAUAACGAGGAGCCCGGGCUUCACGGCUCUUGGGUAGAGCUGGAGCUGAAUGGAAACCAAGGGGCCCAGGGCGCGCAGACCGACCCGCCAAUGACACCCGCUGCAGACCAAAUAAACGCGAAUGCUGGCAUGAGUGAAACUUUGCAGACCUUGGAAGUGGUGUCUGAGAGCGAUGAGACCCUGAUUGGGGGGCUCGAGCAUGUGCCGUCGUCCUCUUCGAUCCACAACGGGGACAUGGAGAAGAUCCUCCUGGACGCGCAGCAUGAGUCCAGCCCGAGUAGCUCUUCCUGUGAUAGUCCUCACAGGCCACCGAGUCCAGAUCAGGAUGAGGGUCAGAUAAUGUUUGAUGUGGAGAUGCCCAGCUCAAGAGAUAGUCAGUCAGAGGAAGAAGGUCCAGAGCAGGACAGAGAGGAAGACAUCCUGCUCAAUAAAGAAGUAGACUGGGUCUCUGAUUGGUCCAGCAGACCAGAAAACAUUCCACCAAAGGAGUUCCACUUCAGGCACCCCCGACGUUCGGUAUCUCUCAGUAUGAGAAAGAGUGGAGUCAUGAAGAAAGGUGGCAUCUUCUCUGCUGAAUUCCUCAAAGUCUUCAUCCCUUCCUUACUCAUCUCACACAUCGUCGCUCUUGGUCUCGGGGUGUACAUUGGGAAGAGAAUUGCCACAGCCUCCACCAGCUCCUACUGAAUAGAAGAUGAAGCAGUGCCUGGAUGUUCUCCUGUCUCCAAGUCUCUCAACCAUCCUCCUGUAGUCAAGCUGUCUCUGCAUCUAUU
Morone saxatilis (striped sea-bass) is the source of this 865-nucleotide messenger RNA. It is a transcript of the gene bnip3la, whose product is annotated as BCL2 interacting protein 3 like a. The record is from RefSeq and is a predicted model, not a curated record. Gene Ontology annotation, cellular component: mitochondrial envelope; mitochondrial outer membrane; nucleus. Gene Ontology annotation, biological process: positive regulation of apoptotic process; mitochondrial outer membrane permeabilization; defense response to virus. Bases 69 to 779 code for a protein of 236 amino acids. The transcript has 6 exons. Lineage: Eukaryota; Metazoa; Chordata; Actinopteri; Moronidae.